This is a messenger RNA of Cloeon dipterum, 1895 nucleotides long. Its product is annotated as protein yellow-like. NCBI's taxonomy places the organism in Eukaryota, Metazoa, Arthropoda, Insecta, Ephemeroptera, Baetidae. The transcript has 4 exons. The record is from RefSeq and is a predicted model, not a curated record. Bases 435 to 1763 code for a protein of 442 amino acids.
AAUUCCUUUCAUCCCUGUCCGGGGACCGGAAUGCAGGCAACAGCGGGAUUGGAAGUGCAUGGACACUGUUGGACGGCUUUGGCUCUUGCACAAUGGGAAUUUUUGUCAUUCAAAACUGAGCACGAUGUUUUAUUUGUUUAAUUUGAGAAUGCCUAAUUUGUUAAUAUUACUUAAAACUAUUGUUAACUCAUUCAAAUGUAUGUGUGUUCUAUCGGCCGACUAAUAAUUGUUACUAUAUAAGCCGUGCUCCGUCGUCACUUGAGAGUUAUUCUUCCACGCGUUAACAUCGGGUAAGUGUCAGACUCCGCAGACUUCAUAAUUUUCCUUAAAUCCCAACCGUCUGAUUUUUUUUAAUCAAAUUCAAAAGUUUCAGUUUUGUCCCCAAAGUAACUGUAGCAUUUUUUGAUUCCCAACAGUUGGAGGAAGCUGGAAGAAUGUCUCCGUUCUUAAUCGCCAGCAUUUUCUUGCUUGGUCUUUCAUCCAAGGCCAUUGCCGCCAACUUCAAUCAGGUCUUCGAGUGGAAUGAAUGGGACUACGAGUGGCCCUCCGAGGCGAGCAGGGCACGGGCCUUGAAAGAUGGCACUUUUAACCUAGAAAACAUUUAUCCUAUACACAUGGCAGUUUAUGGAACAAGGACCUUCCUCAGCCUUGAAAAACACAAAGUGAAUAUUCCGGUGAGUCUGGUGUCUGUGCCGACGAGCAGCGCGUCCUCCGCACUCCCGAAGCUCACUCCAGUCCCUUCGUGGGACAUGCAUAAAUUGGGAGACUACUCCAAAAUUGAAAGAGCAAGAGGGCUGCAAGUGGACUCCAAAGGAAAGCUGUGGGUGCUCGAUGAAGGUAGCGACUGUACCGCUUCAAAAAUAUGGACCAUCGACCUAAAAAACAACGAUCAAACCAAAAUCAUUCACCGAUUUCCAUUUCAAAGAUUGUUGCACGAACUGAUGCUCGACGAAACGCCAAACGGAACCUUCGCCUACAUAUCGAACUCGAAUGUUUUUGUGAAACAAUACAUUGUCGUGUUUAGUUUGCAAAAAAAUGAAUCUUGGAGGGUGGACCCGCAAAGAAUAAGCUUUUUUUCCAUGGCUCUGUCUCCUAAGGAUCGGGAACCGAGAGAACUCUACCUAAGCAAAUGUGACUCCGGUGAACUGUAUUCAAUUCCCGUCGCCACUCUUCGGGACGGAACUCGAGCUGCAAAUCCGAAACUAAUUGGAGCCUUGAAUACAAGAUGUUCGUAUAGAAUGCUGGUGGACAACCACGGGACCAUUUAUUCCGCUUUUGUGAUAAAAAACUACAUAUAUUCUUGGAACACUUACCAGCCAUUCGUGGCGCACCGUUUUUAUCAGGUCGCUGAUGAACUAGAGGCUGAAUUUUUGCCAUUUGCUUUUGCCUUUGACGAGAAUGGAACUUUUUGGAUGACUUUCUAUAAUACAGAGAGAAAGCCAAGUUACAGACUUUUGAACAAUGCAGUCGAAGCAAAAUCCUCCAAGGCCUUGCCAGUAACUCCAGCCAAUCCAACCACCAAGGUGCAGAACAGCAGCUUCCUAACGCUAAAAUUGCACCAAGAUCGGCAGUUUAUCAUCGUUCUCAUCUGCUCCAUCGUAUUUACCGUCAUCCUGUCGGGUUUGAUCAUUCUUUGUCUCAUCCUGAGAGAGAAGAGGAUCAAUUCUCUUCCGCCAAACACCAACGAGGCCCAUCGAAUGAUAAUUUUCAGUGACGAGCUGGCCAAAUACCACGGAUCCCAAAAUGACGACAACUUCUCGUGAUCUAAAAGCAGGCAAAUUUUUUAGCCAGCAACCAGUGAAGAAAAGUUAAUGCAUGCACUUCUUAAUCUAAAUUCAAUUAAUUAUAUAAUAUAAACAUUUAAUCAUUCUUGAUAGUAUUGUAUUUUGUAUUGG